AUGGAACGGCCUGCCUCACGGUCUUCACAUGGACAAAGAACCGCUUCUCGAUCUUCUACAAGCACCAAUAACACCAAAGUCUCAAUGCAUACCGCUCAUACUUCCAACUCACACCCUCCUGGGUCCCCUGCCCCGUCGCAUGCUCACCGAUUCUAUCAUGCCACUUGCGAAAGACCAUCUAGCACCACCCCGCGAACAUCAGAUCGGACGUCUCGUUUGACCAGAGAAGCUAGCAGCGAAUCUACGCGACAGCCUGCCAUGUCCUCAUUCCUCCAAGAAAAGUUGCGGGAGUCUCGCCGAGUCGAGAGCGACAAGUCGUCAACAUGGUCGCGCUCUCAUACAGCCAAUUCUUCUGGGGAGUUUAGUCGAAGCCUCGGAUCGCCUGUUAGGGUUGUCGACUCUGAACACCGAUCUCAUUCACCCGCUUCAACUGAGACGUCCAAGAAGAAAGGCAUGGGAGUUAUGGAUAUGGAGCAGGUAAUUUCUUCACUACACAAGAAGAACUUUGAUCUCAAACUAGAACUGUACCAUCGUCGAGAACGACAAACAGCACUUGAAGACAAAGUAGAGGCUCUCGAGAUGGAAAAGUCACGAACAGAAGAAAUGAACCACCACCUCUCUCAGGAGAUGGAGAAGCGCGACAAAGCAAUUGAAGAGGCGGUCGCUAUGAUUGUGUCGCUCGAAGCCAGACUUGAAGAGUUCGUCAAGGAAAGAUCAAUCAUUGAACAGAUCCAAUCCGAAGGCCAGUACUCAGCUCACAACUUCAAUCCUUGUUAUGAAGACCCUAGACCUGCGACGCAGACACCAGUCUCGACGAAGCGAACGGGGGAUGAUAGAAUCAUCAACCGUAUGCCGAGUUUUAUAUCCGAUCAUAGCGAGAAUACAGAGAAUCUACGCAAUGUUUACCUUGGAGCCAGGGGCAGCGUUCUCAGUCUUGCGCAGGUUCCCGAAGGACCUGGCGAAGGCGACACUGGUCGCAGCCCAAGUUUGAGCAUCCUCAGUGAAAGCUCCUUUGUUAGUGUAUACGGUUCAAAGGAAGACGAGGACAGCGGCCUUCAAGAAGAGGACGAAUCGAUGGCUUUUGAUGGCUCCGCCAGUCUUCCAGCCAGAGCCAGUGCUAUCAACCGACCAAAAACAGCCUUUGUCAAGUCUCACCAUUCUUCUCCUAAUAGAUCAAUCCGAUCGAAAUCUAUCUCCAACCACCAAGCACAAUUUGAUUCAAUUCACAACGUCAUCGAAUAUAGCUCUUCGCGACAGAGGACGGAACGACACCACUCCUCUUCGAAGAUGGGAUCGCGACCUCAAAGUCGGGAUCAAGAUGUGUCAGAAAGAUUUACUGGCCGUGCUUCGAUGUCCCCAAGCCAUCAACACCAUAAGCAGGAGAAGAGGGAUUCACUUCGAAGAGUUACGACCGAGGCCCCUGGUGGUGUUAGACUCCACGACCAGAACCUCCCUCCAACACCAGAUACCGUCUCUACAUCUACGCUGCGACGCUUUAACAACUCCAACGAGGCGUUGCUUAGGCCUCCUACAGCGAGACCAAGCCACAGUGCGUUAUCGGAGGCUUCCGAAAACGACGGAAGUUUGGGAACGUACUCGGGUGUUCGCCUGGAACAGCCUCCGAUGCGUGCGGUCAAGGCUUCGGCUCACAUUAUUGACUUGAACAAUAGAGUCUAUCGUGAGAACCAGGGCAGAUCCAUUCAGCGCCCUCGAUCCGCUGAUGAAACUACUAUUUCCAACCGACGGGGUAACGAUUGGAAUUCUGACAUUGACGACGACUCAGACGUGGAGUCCCUCGAGUCGAGCAUCGACAUCUGGAUGCGCCAAAGUUCUAAACCGAUUAAGAACAACGGACGAGCGUCUCCUGAUCUCUUUAGCUUUCCACCCAGCGCAGCAACUAAGGGCGGGUGGGCAAUGGAUGCCAUGUUUGGGGCUGGAAAUAGCCAUCAAGGAGGCGCAAGCACCGGACUCGAUCCAGACAGGAUUAGGGAUCUAUUCCCAGUUCAACAGGAACUCUUUUCGUCGUCGAUGCCUCCACCACCUCCUGAUAGGAGGUCGAGCUUGAAUCCCCAGGUGGCGCAACAGAGUAAACCAUCUUUCCUGGGUCGACCGUUGGCCAAUACCAAAGCCUCUAAGGGAGGUCGUAAGAAGGGCCACCAGAGACGAAACAGCGACGACAUUCAAAUCAGAGCAGGUGCACACAUGCAGACUCAGGGGCCGUCCGCCGGUGACAAGAACCAUUACCCUCCGAUCGCGGGUCAACAACCCACCCAGAACAAAUUUACCAAGUUCUUCCGCAGGUCGUCUACUGGACCUCCUAGCGGUGCCCCAACCCCAACCCCAAGAUCAGAGCAUGGUCCAACCGAACCUCCCAAUGGGGGAUUCUCGAGCCCUAAUGGCGCGUCGGGACUUCCACCUUGGAUGAGUCGGACAGGUGUGCUGGACGAGGAUCGCGACAGCGCAACACCACCACCAAUUAUGCGAAAGUCGCGACAGGGAAGAAAUGUCUCUGUAGAUAUUGACAUGGCCGACGACUCGAGAAUGGGUCAAGAGUCAGGCACCCCCGGAACACCCAAACCAGGCCAGAUGAAUGAAAGGGACACAGCGGAGCAGAUAGAAAGUCCAAGGGCAGCUGGCGCAACAGGAAGCAGGAGAAAGUGGUUGCCUGCAUUUGGUCUUAGAAAUAAGCAAGGAUAG
Molecule: messenger RNA, 2697 nt
Organism: Fusarium poae
Lineage: Eukaryota; Fungi; Ascomycota; Sordariomycetes; Hypocreales; Nectriaceae
Exons: 1
Coding region: 1-2697 (898 amino acids)
Cellular component (GO): microtubule organizing center
Source: RefSeq, a predicted model, not a curated record